This is a messenger RNA of Clarias gariepinus (North African catfish), 2651 nucleotides long. It is a transcript of the gene baiap2l1b, whose product is annotated as BAR/IMD domain containing adaptor protein 2 like 1b. Gene Ontology annotation, cellular component: cytosol; nucleoplasm. The record is from RefSeq and is a predicted model, not a curated record. Gene Ontology annotation, molecular function: protein binding. Lineage: Eukaryota; Metazoa; Chordata; Actinopteri; Siluriformes; Clariidae. The transcript has 14 exons. Gene Ontology annotation, biological process: actin filament bundle assembly; plasma membrane organization; actin crosslink formation. Bases 247 to 1710 code for a protein of 487 amino acids.
UUGACAGCACGGCUUUGAAAGUGAACCGAAAACGCCCGGCCGUUUCUCCUUGUUCGUCGUGUGUGUGUGUGUUUUUUCUUUUCAUAAGAGUGUGGUAUGUGGGAAAUCGACUAGAUAUGAGCACCAGUCUGUAACCGAGGUUUUAUUUUGUUUGUUUGUUUUGGGGCGUCGUUUCAAUACUAGGUUAGAAAAGUUUGUAAAAAAUUUUGUGGUUGUUGCACGCGCGAAGUCCCGAAGAAGCCAAACAUGUCGCGAGACCCUGACGAGGUGAAUAAACUGACUGAGAGCACGUACAAGAAUGUUAUGGAACAGUUUAACCCGGGGCUGAAGAACCUUAUCAACCUUGGAAAGAGCUACGAGAAAGCUGUCAUGGCCAUGACCCUAGCUGGAAAGAUGUACUUUGAAGCUGUGGGUAAAAUCGGGGAGAACGCUGCAGUAUCGCCAGUGUCGAGAGAAUUAGGGGUGGUGUUGACGGAGAUCUCUGAUGCCCACAGGAAAGUCCUACUCGAGCUUGAAGAGAAUUUCAGACGCUUCCAUCGAGAAAUUAUUGUCGAGCUGGACAAGAAGACCGAUAUGGACGUGAAAUACAUGACGGCCACAUUUAAGAAGUAUCAGUUGGAGCACAAGAUAAAGCAGGACUCAGUGGAUCGGUCUCAGGCUGACCUAAAAAAGCUGAGGAGGAAGAGCCAAGGGAAGAACGCACUGAAGUAUGAAAGCAAAGAGAAUGAGUGUUUGGAGACCCUCACACAACGCCAGAUGGACAUGCAGAAGUUUAUUGCAGAUGGCUGUAAGGAGGCUUUGCUUGAGGAGAAAAGGAGGUUCUGCUUCCUGGUGGACAAACAUUCUACUUUCUCCUACCAGUUAGGAGCUUUUUAUGAAAAGGCAAAGGAUAUACUAGCAGAGCAAAUUCCUAACUGGCAAGACAAGUGUACUGAUCUUACCAACGUUCCAGACAGUGUGAUGUCAAUGAUAGAAGGUCUGCGCACCCCAGUGUCCAUAACCCCUCUGCCUUCUCCAGCCAUAAGUCGCCACAGCAGGAACAAUUCUGAUGCACUGGUUCCACCUCCUGCACCCCCACUUAAAGCUCAAAUAAGUCCACUAGUGAGCAUGUUCAACCAAGACACAGCAAAGCAAGACACUGUAACUACAGAUACUAGUCAUGAUGGGAGUCAAAUGGUCAGGUCUAUUUCAAUGGCUACAGGGCUGAACAAUAUGAGCCAGAGGCCACGUGUUAGGACUAUCUUCCCCCACAAAUCUGGAAAUAACAACACCCUGCUGAGCUUUGAUGAGGGUGACUUCAUCACACUCCUCAUCCCUGAUGAGAGAGACGGCUGGCUUUAUGGAGAAUUGGAGAAGACCAAACAACGGGGCUGGUUUCCAUCCUCCUACUGUCGUCCAUAUGUAGAGCCUGUGGUAAAUAACAGUGUCAUUGGAAAUCCUCCAGCACGCAGUAAGAGUGUGGCCAACCUCAUGCAGCAGGACCCCGACGAUGAUGUGUUGCUGCCUCCUCCUGACUACAGUGACACUCCUGUCAGGAGGAACUCAACCAAGUCCCUGAUUCAGACACGCGUGUCUUCGUCUGAAAACACCAACACCGUUUCUCAGGCAAAUGGAAUCUCAAAGCCGCCUUUUCUAGGGGGUGGGAACCCUUUUGCCACUGUAAAGCUGAGGCCCACAGUCACCAAUGACAGAUCGGCACCUAAGAUCUGAUCAUCACCGCCCUCUACCCUUCUAAUCAUCAGCAUCAACUUUCCACCACCACCACCACCACCAAUGCUGUGUGAACUCGGACUUUCCUUCCUCAAAGUACUACAUUAUACAUGGGCUUCAGGCCAUGUUGGAUUUGGACUAGAUACCAUGGUGGCCUCAUUGCACACAGGCAAACUAAACAUUUAUCUAUGUACAUGAUAAAGCCAAUAUACAUACACUUUUUUAAAUCAUUCAGACGUUUGCGCUGCCUUACAGGGUUUGUCCUGGAUGAUGAGCAAGAGCAGUGCUAAAUAGAUUUAUAUUAGAGUAAACAUGCUUAUAAUAUAUUUUGUCUCGAGUCCCUACCUGGCGUUGAUGACUGCUUUUAAGUUGCAAGAAUAACACGCCAUCCCUGUGCUGAGACGGACCGAAUCCUAGGUUGGUCAAAUAAUUGUUGCAAUUCUUUUUUUUUUACAUCAUUGUGGGACAGUUUAUGAAUGUAAAAAUGGGAACAAGGCACUGAAUUUUUUCAGGUUAUAUAGUGUUGAUGUAAUUAUGCAGGAUUACUUAAAUUGUACCAGGUUAUUUAAAAUUUCAACCAUCAUGGUACAGUAGGAUUAAACACUUGCUUUAAUUUUAAAUACUUAAUAGUAUGUAUAGAUUUAAAACUUUAUGCUUUUACAGACACAUUCCCAGAUACUAUUUAAGAACGUUUUUUUCUUUUUAUUUUUUAUUAAUGUUGUCACUAGAAAUUAAUUUUAAGCAUCCGUAUAUUCAAUUCGCAAGCAUCCUCACUUCUCUUUGAUAGUAACAUAGAGAAAACAGCAUUUAUAAUUACAUGAACAACUAAUUGUUCUUCAAUUUAUUGUGAGGCUUGAAGGUAUCCAUUUAUGCAUUUUAUUAUCAGUUUUCUCUUUUCCAAUGCCCUGUAAAUUAUUGCUAUAUGAAAUAAAAAUGUUUAU